Molecule: messenger RNA, 1639 nt
Organism: Zophobas morio
Lineage: Eukaryota; Metazoa; Arthropoda; Insecta; Coleoptera; Tenebrionidae
Exons: 10
Coding region: 82-1497 (471 amino acids)
Source: RefSeq, a predicted model, not a curated record
AGUAGAUUUUUAAGUAUUUACUGCCUUGUGAAGCCAUCACUUUGUUUUUCGUAUUGCGGAACUUUUGAUGGAAAGCGCUUUAUGACGACUAGGCGAAUUAAAAAAAUGUUAAAAGAUUUAGAACAGUCAGGUUUAACCAGUGAUGCUCAGAAAGAAGCGACUACUCUUAAAAGUACUCAUAUUGUAAAAAGGAGUCCAAAAAAGAAGAAAUUAAGGCCUAAAAUAGAAAUAAUAGCAGAAAAAAUUGGGAUGGACAUAGACGAGGUCAUUCCCUUAGUUAGGGACAAAUGGAAUACUCUUAUGUUGAAGAAAUGGUACAUACAACGCCAUCUAAGCUCUGAAAUUAAUUCUGAAAAAGCCGUAACUCUUUCCGAAUUAAAAGAAUUUGAUCACACUAACCUUUGGCUCUACCUUAAAUUCGGUAGAGAUUGGAAGCAGUAUCUCCCGAGCGAUGAGCUUGAAAGAGAGAGUUUGAAGAAAAGAAUAAUAACGCUGUCCACAAAACUUAAUCGGAAAGCUGUAGAAGAGGAAGUCUCUAAUUCCGUAGUUUUUGAAGAGCAGCAAUUUUUAAACACCGCUGAAGAUCCGCAGAGCAAUAACACUUUGAAAGCCACCAUCGACAGCGAACUUGAGGAAACUGUGGGUUUGGUGAGGGAAAUAUCCGCAGAGAACAAAGAUAAAAUCUUUGAAGAAAUUCGAAAUGCCAAACUCUUUACUGAGCUACCUGACCGGUUGAAACCCACUAAUUACGAAGAAGAGCUUCUUGAAAAUCAUUUGAGAGCGCAGGAAAGGAAAAUAUUUUAUGCUGAGCACUUCAAAGAUGAGGCGGAGCUUUUUAAAGGAAACCCCGAAAACGAAGACGUGUUCAAGCUGCAGCCCAGCAACCGCCCCUUCCGUCUGCUCGACUGCCACACCAUUCACGAAGUGGACGAAUCUCAUCCUUUCUACUUGACUUACUUGAUCCCGGGGGAGCAGACUUUUUUACACUUAAACAGACCUGCAAUAGCCCACGAGGUUUCCCAGUUAAAAAGCCAGUGCCGUCCGUUUGAAGCGCCCACAGAGCAGCCGCAGGUGACGGUCACGUACACAACCCAUCUUUUACCAGAACAGAAGCGACUUGAGAGCGACAGGCAAGUCCGGCUCGAGCUCGAUCUUAAUCGACUCCCACUGAGUGAAGUUGAACAACGCUGCUUUCGGGUGCUGGCUAACGACUACCUUAAGGACGGAGAGACCUCUCUCUACGACUUUUUAGCGGAGCGAUAUGCCGCGAGGAGUAUGAACUUCCAGCACCUUCUUGAACUUAUCUAUAAGCUAGUGGCGGCGUGCAAGUCCACUAGGGUUCAAAGCUUGUGCGAGGCCGCCGAAAUAGAAUUUUUUGUGGCGAAGGAAGGAAACCGUAUGGGGGCGGUCUCCAAUAAGGAGGUGCGACAAAAGAGGUUAUUCGAGAGAAAAAAGAAGCAGGCCCUCGAAGACGAAAAAGUCGUGACUUAUAAGUAAUAAAUCAUUUUAUCAAGUUGAAUAUAUACGAGCGGCCUUCGCUCAGUUUGUUCAGCUGCUCUUCCUCAACUGCCUUUAUCAAGCCGAUUAGAGUAGCCUCGUGCAAGGAAUUAGAAGAGAUACUUACUAGCGGGACUUUCAA